Messenger RNA from Malurus melanocephalus (red-backed fairy wren), 1947 nucleotides. RefSeq names its product calneuron 1 (gene CALN1). NCBI's taxonomy places the organism in Eukaryota, Metazoa, Chordata, Aves, Passeriformes, Maluridae. The transcript has 6 exons. The record is from RefSeq and is a predicted model, not a curated record. Gene Ontology annotation, molecular function: calcium ion binding. The coding region runs from base 160 to 816 and encodes 218 amino acids.
UUCUCUCCCUCCGCCAUCCUCGCCGCCCAGAUCUCUCUGUGCCUCCUCCCUCCAUUCUCCCUUGAAUAACUCGUCUGGGAGCGAUCUGGAGGGGCUCGGGGGGGACGGUGGAGCCGAGCAAACCUGUGGCGGAGGAGCCGGCUGGUGGAGAGGGAGAAGAUGCCAUUCCACCAUGUGACAGCUGGCUUGUUGUACAAGGGCAAUUACCUGAACCGCUCGCUCUCGGCCGGCAGCGACAGCGAGCAGCUGGCCAACAUCUCCGUGGAGGAGCUCGAUGAGAUCCGUGAAGCGUUCCGGGUGCUGGACCGAGACGGCAAUGGCUUCAUCUCCAAGCAGGAGCUGGGCAUGGCCAUGCGCUCCCUGGGCUACAUGCCCAGCGAGGUGGAGCUGGCCAUCAUCAUGCAGCGCCUGGACAUGGACGGGGAUGGCCAGGUGGAUUUCGAUGAAUUUAUGACCAUUCUGGGACCUAAGCUGGUGUCRUCGGAGGGCAGGGAUGGCUUCCUGGGGAACACAAUAGACAGCAUAUUCUGGCAGUUUGACAUGCAGAGGAUCACGCUGGAGGAGCUGAAGCACAUCCUGUACCACGCCUUCCGUGACCAUCUGACCAUGAAGGACAUUGAGAACAUCAUCAUCAAUGAGGAGGAGAGCCUCAACGAGAACUCUGGCAACUGCCAGACYGAGUUUGAAGUGCACGCCCAGAAGCAGAACCGCCAGACGUGCGUGCGCAAGAGCCUUAUCUGCGCCUUCGCCAUGGCCUUCAUCAUCAGCGUGAUGCUGAUCGCCGCCAACCAGAUCCUGCGCAGCGGCAUGGAAUAGCCCUGGCAGCGGCGUGGAAUCGUCCUGGCAGCGGGAUGGAAUCGUCCUGGCAGCAGGAUGGAAUUGUCCUGGCAGCGGGACGCCRGCCAUGCAUGCGCACCCCGGGAGAGCUCCCGCCCCGACUCCCACGGCACCGACACGCGGGCACAGUGGGCGCCUGCAGCAGGAGCCCGAGCCAGCAGCGUGUCCUGUGAACAACCACAUCCUUUUGGCAGGGACAUCAAAGGGCUGUUCUAAUGCUUUAAAGGUUUUGUUUCCUAAUGCAAUAAUCCCAUAUCCAGGAGUCCCGARUUAUUGCUUCGAAACAGCAAUGGCCGCGCGGAGGAGCCUUGGAGCUGGCGCUCUGCGGUUUGGGGGAGGCCCGGCCUCGUGACUCGUCCUUUCCCCAGGGCCCACUGACUAUCCCACGGAAUUCCCCGCCGGGCCCACGUUCCCAGGAAUUGUUCGUAGCAUCGCCACACGCCAGUCCCAUUCCUUUUGUUCCACCUGUCCCAGCUUCACUUUCCUUUUCCCUUAUGAUCAUGCCAUGGAGUUUACGGCAUUAGAGGGGAGCAGAGCAUCCUUGUACAGUAUUUUUGGAGGAAAACGGGAGAAUUUGCCAGCACCAUACAAAAUGUCUAUUUUUUGCUUCGUCAGCUCCACCCUUGACACAAGACUGUGGGGUAGCAGGGGUCUGUUGGCCAUCUUUUUUCUGACUGUGAAUCAGGGCUUGAGGAGCUACCCCCAUUUUCCCACCUGGGCAUUGCUGAACUUGUGCAAAGUCUUCCAAGGGACUCUGCCACCACCAGCGCCAGCUAAACCUCCCUCUCCUCGGGCCUCUCUGCAUAUCCAACGACAUUUGCUCUCCAGAACUUCUGCCCUUCUUCUAUAUUGGUCUUCAAGCACUUUUUUCCAAGUGACAAUCCCGAGGGCAGCUCCUCCUGAGCUUCCCUCCCCUCUCCUUCCUUACCUGCACAACUUUAAUUUAUUCUGCUUUACAUGGCCUGGUUAUGAUCUGCAGUGAAAGUUGUGUCAGACAUCGUCCUGUGGGCGAGGUUUUGUUUUUACCCACAUGGCAAUGUGUAGUUCUGACCAGCUGAGUUCUCCAUUCCCUCCCAGKAUCCAUGCCACCACCCCAUCCCACRGGCAGGC